Molecule: messenger RNA, 852 nt
Organism: Spinacia oleracea (spinach)
Lineage: Eukaryota; Viridiplantae; Streptophyta; Magnoliopsida; Caryophyllales; Amaranthaceae
Product: protein FAR1-RELATED SEQUENCE 1-like
Exons: 2
Coding region: 1-852 (283 amino acids)
Molecular function (GO): zinc ion binding
Source: RefSeq, a predicted model, not a curated record
AUGUUACAAACACAUGAGAUGAUAGAGGAAGAAUGGUUUACAAAUGUACACGAUUUGAGAGAAAAAUGGUGUCCUGCCCUAAGCAAAGAUUUAUUUUCUGCUGGAAUUUUGUCUUUACAACGAAGUGAAAGCAAAAAUCACGCCAUUGGCUUUAGAGCAAACAGAACAACAAGUUUAACCGACUUCUAUAGAUUAUUAAAAGGAACAAUGCAGCGUUGGAAAAGUACCGAAAAGGAAGUUGAAUUCUCUUAUAAUAAAUCAGUUGCAUCCUCGUCUUUACCACUAUCUAGAUUGCUAAAACAUGCAUCAAAAGUUUACACGCUGUCACUUUUUAGAGACUUUGAAGAGGAAUUUGGCUACUCGAUUGCAACAACAUCGAAAUUGAUUUGGACACAAUUCAAGUUUACUACUACUAAUGCAGGUAAUACUCAGUUCUAUGUCGUGUCCAUUGACGAAGAACCUUGGUCUGCACAGAGAGUAACCUACAUCCACGAGAGCAAGACAGUGUCAUGUACAUGUAAAAAAUUUGAAGCUUCUGGAUGGUUGUGUUACCACUGCAUUAGGAUAUUGCACCUUCAUUCAGUAAACUGGAGUCCAAAAAAAUGCAUAAAAAAGAGGUGGAAAAAAUCUGACAAGUCAUCGAUUUGGAACAAAUUAGAAAAUGAAAACCCGGAAGAGGUUCAGUACACACCUUGGUGCCAAACCAUGGCUAGAAAAUACUACAACCUUAUCUUGAAAAGCCAGUCAAAUGAGGAGACGAUAACCCUUAUGGAGGAUGGUUAUGCCGCUAGUGUGUCUCUAGUUGAUGAACUUCUAGUGUCAUUGAAUUUUUCGAAUGUUGAAGAUGCUUAA